UCUGACGAUAGACUCUGCGUGGGGGUUUUCGCUUGAUGUCAUUGGGAAAGACUCGAGAGCUGCGUUCACGUCGUUGUUUCUCAUGCUUCAGUGGCGUUUAGCUGUCUUUAAUUCCCUUACGCACUCACAUAACACACUUUAACCCUUCCAGGCUGGCUUUUCAUCCGUUUUUGGCAUGAAGAAGAUGAUGCGGUGGUGCCGUGCUCGCCCUCGGCGGUCGUGCAGAUGCGCGUGCAGCUGAGGCGAAAGAUGGACCAUAACACCGUCGACGAAAACGACCGAUUGCGGCUCUAAAUAGCUGUUUUUCGUCUUUUCCUUUUAAAAUCCCGCCGACGAGAACUUGUUUUGAGAUGGCUAUGAGGACGUCGAGCGGCACCAGGCCCUCCGGACGGCAAACAAACGGUCGGGAUCUGUAGCCCGUUAGCUAAUAACAGAAGAACACUGCAGUCACCAUACGAGGAUGAUGAGGAGGGAACAUCAGCCCUGAGCUCUUAAUAGGAGGAAGAUCAGGGACAUUGCCUGGUCUUUAGGGCCGUUAUAUUGAUCUAAAAGGGCCCAGGACUUCAUAUACAUCCACAUCAUAUCAUAUCAUGCAGUUGGGAUUGAACAGUGAACAUCCUGCUUACUGACUGCUUUCUUGCAUCUUAAGAAAGAUUUGCUCACUUCUUCAGUAUAGCACCAGUGACCACAUAACCUGAGAUGGAUAAACUUACCAUUAUUUCAGGAUGUCUUUUUCUGGCUGCGGAUAUAUUUGCCAUAGCGAGUAUUGCCAAUCCAGACUGGAUCAACACUGGCGAGUCAGCAGGUGCACUUACUGUCGGACUGGUGCGACAAUGUCAGACCAUUCACGGUCGAGAUCGAACCUGCAUCCCCCCGCGACUCCCGCCAGAGUGGGUGACCACGCUGUUCUUCAUCAUCAUGGGCAUCAUCUCCCUCACGGUCACCUGUGGCUUGCUGGUGGCCUCUCACUGGCGCAGAGAAGCCACAAAGUACGCCAGGUGGAUCGCCUUCACAGGAAUGAUCCUGUUUUGUAUGGCAGCCCUCAUCUUCCCAAUAGGAUUCUACAUUAAUGAAGUAGGGGGACAACCGUACAAAUUACCCAAUAACACAGUGGUGGGCUCCUCAUAUGUACUGUUCGUGCUCUCCAUUUUCUUCACGAUAGUGGGGCUCCUUUUUGCGGGAAAAGUCUGCCUUCCUGGCUGAGGGAACAUUCCCAGCAGGGACAUCUGGAGUGUUCAAAGUGAUUUCGGAGGAAAACGGCACUCGAGGAGCAUUAACAGAGGAUGGUAUUAUAUGGUUAUAACUCGCUGAACUGCACAACGACGAUAAAAACAUUGAAUGCGCACAACGGUGCAUCCGGCUACAUGCUCUCCUUUGCCCAACCUGUGCUUAUUUAAACCCUGUCUUUAUGUUGCAUUUUGGGCGUGAAAGUACAAGGGGCCAUUCAAAAACAAAAGAGUGCACCACAACGGCUGCUUCCACUACAGUUUUCUUUAUUUCGUUGUUGUCGUUCAAGGAUUAAAGUUUCAGUAUGUUCCAUUCAUUCAAGUUCUGCAGUUUUUAUAUACACGACCCCCAUGCCUUUGUGGAGAAGAAUGACAAGACAGUGGUGAGGAACGCAGGCGGAGGGAGACUCGAUAGGGCCCUGUGGACACGGUCCAUCAAAAAAGGGUCAAGGUUGUACGUCCUCAGUGAGAGGCCCAAGAGCUGGCCAAGGCAAAACACUGUUACAAAAGAGGGAAAGGGAAAAGGGAACAGUAUUAAAAUAUUAUUUUUGCUUGAACACUACAUGAGGCAAACGGACCAGGACUGCCGGUCAGGACCCUGCAAAGCUUUACCUCACUCUUAAACACUCAGAUAUCGAUGGAUGUGUCUCUAGUUAUGAAUCCCAUACCAAAAGAAACUCCUGCCUGCCUUCAGUGUAGAGUCAGUUCAGUUUGGUUGCAGGCUGGAAGUUGUUGUUUGACUUUGUACCUGGUCAUCUUUUUUGUCUUGAUCCCUAGAUUUGCAGAGCCUUUGGUUUUAUUUUGCUGAUGUGCCAUAAAUCAGUUUUGGUUGUAUGAACGCAAGAGGCAAGACUUUGGUUUUAGGGAGCAUUGUGCAGUAUAGCCAUUUAUUAGGUGAUGCACUACAAAUGUACAAAAAGAGAACUCCUUACCUCAUUAUUUUAAAUUUCAAACUACUUCCCCCAUAGUUUACCAUGAUAAAAAUGUGUGCCCUGUAAGUUAUGUUCUGCUCGAUCAUAGACAUUUCAUCAAAAUGCUGUGAUAAUGGCAAAAUUAUUUAUCUGACACUGAAUAAAAGGAGAUCAAGAAGGUGUGUGUUACAUCAGUUGUUCUGUUUCUGAAGCGUUCCCCCAUAUGGGUAAGAAGUGUGUGCUUUAAGACUGUAUCUUUACAGUUGAACAAAGUUACAAUCUCUGUUUAUUUAUGACUUAUGUAUAUGAAGGUAACAUUUUUCUCAAAAUAACCGAUUCAAGUUUUUUUCCUCUUUCAAAUGUGCUUUGAUUUUGUUUUCAAACGACUCAUUUUCAGUCUCCUGUACAUUCUUUACUAAAUUAAUUUACUUCUUUGGGAGAAUGGACUUUCCUCCGAAACAUUCAAAUUCAUCAUCGUAGCAAAAAAACCCUGAUACAUUUAUUUGUAUAAACUAUUUUAAGGAUUCUCAUACAUAUACGGAGUAAAAGCUUACAUUUGGAGCGAUAAAUUAAAAGGGUUGUAAAAAUAGAAACGCAAAAAAUAUCCUUUAAUUGUUUCAUUCAGGAUUUGUACAAUUGGUCUUGGCAAAAGGAAUCUCACUUCUUUGUAGCACUUGGACCUAAGUUAAUGUGAAAUGUCAGUGGCCUGCCGUGAAAAACAUCACCUUCAUCCUAAAGACAGCACUUGCUUUUUUUUUGACACCCAUCAUAAAAUGGAAAAUGGCAUUUGCCAAUAAGAAAUCUGUUAUUUAUGGUUUGAAAAGGGAAUGAGACCAAUGUAUGAAUAAUAGUAUUAUCUAUCAAAGGAUGUUAUCAGUCCUUGUGCACAUUUACUGUUCAAGAGAUUCAUAUUACUGACAAGACAAACUUUUCUCUGCUUCUCUUUGUUUCAAUAUUUCACUGUAUACAAUUAAAGGCAUACAAGAAAGCA
Triplophysa dalaica is the source of this 3128-nucleotide messenger RNA. It is a transcript of the gene mosmoa, whose product is annotated as modulator of smoothened a. Gene Ontology annotation, cellular component: ciliary membrane; Golgi apparatus. Bases 700 to 1203 code for a protein of 167 amino acids. Lineage: Eukaryota; Metazoa; Chordata; Actinopteri; Cypriniformes; Nemacheilidae. The transcript is spliced from 3 exons. Gene Ontology annotation, biological process: negative regulation of smoothened signaling pathway. The record is from RefSeq and is a predicted model, not a curated record.